GCUUUCUUGGGGAUAUAUACGUGGGGGGUGUGAAACUGAACUUCGUGAGCUGAUGGUGGCAGCCGUAUUGGCGUACAGCAGGACAAAAGGAUUCUUCUAUGCGUACUGUGUUCUGAGAACACUAAUUUCCAUGGUCACUGAAGGAAGUGUACAGUGCCUUGCUCUUGCCUACGUGGCGGAUAAUGUACCAGAGAGCAAACGAGUUUCGAUAUUUGGAAUCUUGUCGGGGAUUGCUUCUUGUGCCUUUGUCUGCGGGAACCUCUCUACUCGUUUCCUUUCCACUUCUGCAGUUUUCCAGGUUGCUGCAGGAGGAACGGUAAUAUCUUUGGUGUACAUGAGAAUGUUCCUUCCGGAGUCCAUGUCGAGAUCUUCUAUUGUUUCAGAACAGGCAACGGAGACUGAUUCUCUAUUGGAAAAGUCUCCCAAAAAGACUUUGAAGCUCUUCAAGACGUUGCCUUCUUUGAAGGAUACGAUCAGCAUGUUAAGGACUAGCAAAACAUUUUCACAGGCGGCUGUUAUUUCGUUCUUCAGCACUGUUGCAGAAGUUGGUGCUCAUUCUUCUCUAUUGUACUACUUGAAGGCCCAAUUUCACUUUGACAAAGAUCAAUUUGCUGAUUUGAUGAUUAUUAAUGGGAUUGCGGGGACAGUGUCACAGCUAAUUUUCAUGCCCAUAUUAGCUGCUGCUGUUGGAGAAGCUAAGCUACUUUCAGUGGGGCUCUUUUUUAGCUGUCUGAAUAUGUUGCUUUACAGCAUUGCGUGGGCAUCCUGGGUUCCAUAUGCUGCAGCUGUACUCUCUCUGGUGGCUAUUUUUGCCAUGCCGUGUUUACGGAGCAUUGCAUCCAAAGAAAUUGGGCCCUGUGAACAGGGGAAGGCUCAAGGGUGCCUUACGGGCAUAUGCUCUUUCGCCCAGGUUGUUUGUCCAUUGGCUUUCAGUCCUUUGACAGCUUUGUUUCUUUCGGAAAGUGCGCCAUUUCAUUUUCCCGGAUUCAGCAUCUUGUGUGCUGCCUUUGCUGCGGUGAGUGUUUCAAUAGCCUCGACAUUGCAGAUCUUCCAGGCAGUCGCAAAGGCUCCCAAUGAUCAUCAUCAUCAACUUCGCAGAAAUACUUUUCCACCAUUUCCUUGCAGUGAUGAUCCACUUCUCUUUGUCAUUAGCAGCUAA
Messenger RNA from Coffea eugenioides, 1159 nucleotides. RefSeq lists its product as uncharacterized. The record is from RefSeq and is a predicted model, not a curated record. Gene Ontology annotation, molecular function: transmembrane transporter activity. Bases 53 to 1159 code for a protein of 368 amino acids. Gene Ontology annotation, biological process: transmembrane transport. NCBI's taxonomy places the organism in Eukaryota, Viridiplantae, Streptophyta, Magnoliopsida, Gentianales, Rubiaceae. The transcript is spliced from 12 exons.